AUGGAGACAUCAAGAACGACUCCUUACUCGGUGGUGUCGGAGUUUGAAGGAGCAUUACUGAAAAACAAGGAUUCGUUCUCUUACUUCAUGCUCUUGGCCUUUGUUGCCUCUGGUCUGAUUCGUUUCACCAUCUUGCUGUUUCUCUGGCCUAUCAUCAAACUCCUUGACGUUUUCAGCUACCAAAACGCCGCUUUAAAGCUCAUGGUUUUCGUAGCCAUGGUUGGUCUCCGCGAACGGGUUUUGUGCAAAACAACCCUCAAACUAAAUUCUUUUUGCAAAUCAAACCCUCAAUUUAAAGUUGUGCAAAUCAAACAUAUGAAGUCAAAAUAA
Molecule: messenger RNA, 330 nt
Organism: Microthlaspi erraticum
Lineage: Eukaryota; Viridiplantae; Streptophyta; Magnoliopsida; Brassicales; Brassicaceae
Source: the annotation of a GenBank genome assembly